AAGCUCUACGGGUUAUAGGCCAUUAGACGACCAAUCAUAACGGAAGGCAUAGCUUUGCUUGGGGGAGCUUUUCGUAUCUUGACAAAUGUUAACAAAGUCUCAGUGUUUCUGAUUUUGAAACACUCUGAAGUGGUUUGUUAUCGGAGCCUUUUACGCUUCAUUUAACUAAGAACCCAUCACAUGUCAAAGUCUUCGCGUCAAGAGUUCAUACGGACGACUCGCAGGAAAGAAAUGGCACAAAGUUGUUCAGUGUUGGGCUUGUUUAACAUCUGAGUCAUUGAAGAUGGACUCUGGAACGAUACGAGUUAACAAAAGGCUCAUCGUUCGAGCGAAUCCAGAAGUGAAUCAACGAAAAUUAGUGGUGAGACACGUUAAGCCUUGUGAUGAUGUUCACCCUGUGGGUUUUCGAGUUCAGUCCAAGAUAGUAUCAUCAGCACCAGAACAACAGCAAAAGGUUGUACAAGUUAGUGUACCAAGACAGGACUUGCGAGCUGCUCAGUUUGGAAAACCACAACAAAACUAUCGUGGCCCUAAAUACAGCAUCAAUGUACCCUUGAUCCAACUGAACAUCACUAACAAAGGGAUAGAGCCCUACCCUUCGCUUUCUGUCCUUAUAUAUGAUGCUCUUCUUCAUCGUUAUUCCGAGUGUUAUGUGAAGGUACCUUCAACUCUCACAGUAAAACUAAACUAUAUUGUAAAAUCUUUUAGUGUUUCAACUUAUGUCUGUAAGCAAUAUUAA
Molecule: messenger RNA, 739 nt
Organism: Actinia tenebrosa (Australian red waratah sea anemone)
Lineage: Eukaryota; Metazoa; Cnidaria; Anthozoa; Actiniaria; Actiniidae
Product: serine/threonine-protein kinase PAK 2
Biological process (GO): protein phosphorylation
Molecular function (GO): protein serine/threonine kinase activity; ATP binding
Source: RefSeq, a predicted model, not a curated record